Molecule: messenger RNA, 861 nt
Organism: Caenorhabditis sp. 36 PRJEB53466
Lineage: Eukaryota; Metazoa; Nematoda; Chromadorea; Rhabditida; Rhabditidae
Source: the annotation of a GenBank genome assembly
AUGACCACGAACGCUUGCUAUUUCCUUCUGUUUUUCACGGCUUUUUCGGGUGCCGACGUGGCGCCACGUCAUCAGGACGUCGAUCACAUUGUGGACAUUGAAGUGGAUCAGACUCAGGUCAUUAUUAGCACUUCCAAAGAAGGUACGGCACUUUUUAUGCGAUUAUUCCACUUGAAAUCAUGUCUUACAGGUUCCGUGGAGCAUCUGAAAAUCCAUAUAGAGUUGGUGGAUAUUGAGGCGAACAAAAAAGUGAAUCCGGUGGAUUUGGCCGGACUUUGGCUCACGAUUACCAGAGGUUUUUUCAAAGUUUUUCGGGGGAAACAAUUCAAAGAAUUGCAUCUUUCAGGCCGUUAUACGAUUCCAUUUCUGCGUCCGGACACGUGGUACGGCGUGAGGUUCCGAAGUGAAAAUGUGAUAAACGGACGUACAAUAUCGCACGAGGACGAGCGUCUCAUCAAGACGAAACCGAGAGAAGAGGGCCACAAUAGUCUGGGAACGGCCAUCGGCGGCCUAAUUGGCACUUUUCCUGGGGUCGCGCCAGUUCAGGAACACUAUGCGACGGCGCCACACGGUGCACCGGCCGCCCCUCACUCGGCAAGCCAUGUGGAGCACAAAAAAGAGGAGGCGCACCUCGACGCGAUCGACGUCAAAAUGCACAGAAGUUUGGACGGCGUCGAGAACUUCGAAAGUCUGUACGUCACCGUGGCGUGGAAGAAUCGUCUGGAGGCGCGCAGCAAUUCGACGACGGGACUCGUCAAGUUGCGCGUCAUUUGUGACGCGUCCGAGACGAACGAGGAGAUUCGGCUGAGGGGCGACGAGGACGCGGCGACCGUCGAGAUUACGGCACUUUUCACACGAUGA